Nannospalax galili (Upper Galilee mountains blind mole rat) is the source of this 5143-nucleotide messenger RNA. It is a transcript of the gene Trappc10, whose product is annotated as trafficking protein particle complex 10. The transcript has 23 exons. NCBI's taxonomy places the organism in Eukaryota, Metazoa, Chordata, Mammalia, Rodentia, Spalacidae. The coding region runs from base 13 to 3792 and encodes 1259 amino acids. Gene Ontology annotation, cellular component: TRAPPII protein complex. The record is from RefSeq and is a predicted model, not a curated record. Gene Ontology annotation, biological process: intra-Golgi vesicle-mediated transport; early endosome to Golgi transport.
CGCCGGACGCCCAUGGAUGCCCCUGAGGAGCCGCUGCCGCCGGUGGUCUACACCAUGGAGAACAAGCCCAUCGUCACCUGUGCUGGAGAUCAGAAUCUGUUCACCUCUAUUUAUCCAACACUUUCCCAGCAGCUUCCAAGAGAACCAAUGGAAUGGAGAAGGUCCUAUGGCCGGGCUCCAAAGAUGAUUCACCUGGAAUCCAACUUUGUUCAGUUCAAAGAGGAGCUGCUGCCCAAAGAAGGAAACAAAGCCCUGCUCACGUUCCCCUUCCUUCACAUCUACUGGACAGAGUGCUGUGAUACUGAAGUAUACAAAGCCACAGUAAAAGAUGACCUCACCAAGUGGCAGAAUGUUCUCAAAGCUCAUAGUUCUGUGGACUGGUUAGUAGUGGUGGUUGAAAAUGAUGCCAAGAAAAAAAACAAAACCAACAUCCUUCCCCGAACUUCUAUUGUGGACAAAAUAAGAAAUGACUUUUGUAAUAAACAGAGUGACAGGUGUGUUGUGCUCUCUGACCCCUUGAAGGACUCUUCUCGAACUCAGGAAUCCUGGAAUGCCUUCCUGACCAAACUCAGGACACUGCUGCUCAUGUCUUUCACCAAAAACCUUGGCAAGUUUGAGGAUGACAUGCGGACCUUGAGGGAGAAGAGGACGGAGCCAGGCUGGAGCUUCUGUGAAUACUUCAUGGUUCAGGAGGAACUUGCCUUUGUCUUUGAGAUGCUGCAGCAGUUCGAAGACGCUCUGGUGCAGUACGACGAGCUGGAUGCCCUGUUCUCACAGUAUGUUGUCAACUUCGGCGCUGGGGAUGGUGCCAACUGGCUGACUUUUUUCUGCCAGCCGGUGAAGAGCUGGAAUGGAUUGGUACUCCGCAAACCCAUAGACAUGGAGAAGCGGGAGCUGAUCCAGAAGCAAGAAGCCACGCUGCUGGACCUGCGAAGCUACCUGUUCUCACGCCAGUGCACCCUGCUGCUCUUCCUGCAGCGGCCCUGGGAGGUGGCUCAGCGGGCACUGGAGCUGCUGCACAGCUGCGUGCAGGAGCUGAAGCUCUUGGAAGUCUCCGUCCCUCCUGGUGCUCUGGACUGCUGGGUGUUUCUGAGCUGUCUGGAGGUGUUGCAGAGGAUAGAAGGUUGCUGUGAUCGGGCGCAGAUAGACUCUAACAUCGCCCACAUGGUGGGACUGUGGAGCUACGCCACAGAAAAGCUAAAGUCCUUAGGGUACCUGUGUGGACUUGCAUCAGAAAAAGGCCCCAACUCAGAAGAUCUCAACAGGACCGUUGAUCUUUUGGCAGGUUUGGGAGCUGAGCGACCUGAAACAGCCAACACAGCUCAGAGUCCUUAUAAGAAACUCCAGGAAGCUCUGUCAUCGGUGGAAGCCUUUGAAAAGCACUACUUGGACUUGUCCCACGCCACUAUUGAGAUGUACACGAGUAUUGGGAGAAUUCGAUCUGCCAAGCUGGUUGGGAAAGACCUGGCAGAAUUUUACAUGAGGAAGAGGUCGCCACAGAAGGCGGAAGUGUAUCUUCAGGGAGCUUUGAAAAAUUACCUGGCUGAGGGCUGGGCCCUGCCCGUCACACAUACCAGGAAGCAGCUUGCAGAGUGCCAAAAACAUCUUGGGCAAGUUGAAAACUACCUGCAGACCAGCAGCCUUCUGGCUAGUGACCGUCACCUGACGGAGGAGGAGCGGAAGUACUUCUGCCGGGAGAUCCUCAGCUUUGCCAGCCAACAAGAGGACAACCCAGGUCACAAGGUCGUGCUGCCCAUGCACUCAUUUGCACGGCUGAAGGAUCUCCAUUUUGACCCUCCCAACGCUGUGGUCCACGCGGGUGGCAUUCUGACUGUGGAGAUAACGGUAUGCAGCCAGAUGCCCAUCCCUGUCUGUGUGGACCAGAUUACUAUCAACAUCCACUUCAGCAUUGAGAAGAACAACUACCGGAAGACAGCUGAGUGGCUGACCAAGCACAAGAUGUCUGAUGGGAUCAUUACCUUCCCGGCUGAGGCCUCCCUGUUCCCUGCAUCUCAGAAUACCCUGCCUGCCCUGGAGUUGUCGGAGAUGCUGGAGAGGAGCCCCUCUGGUACCUCUUUGAACACCACAGGCAUCAUUUGCAGGAAUGUCCACAUGCUCCUGAGGAGGCAGGAGAGUGGCUCCUCUCUAGAGACGCCCUCAGGGGUGACCCUUGAGGACGGAGCCCAUGUGCUGAGGUGCAACAGUGUGACUCUGCAGCCAGGAGCCAACAAGAUAGCAUUCAGAACCCAGGCCAAGGAACCUGGAACAUACACGCUACGGCAGCUACGGGCCUCAGUGGGUCCCGUGUGGUUCAUCCUUGCACACAUCCACCCCAUCGUGCAGUAUGACGUGUACUCUCAGGAGCCCCAGCUGCAUGUGGAGCCGUUGGCUGAUAGCCUUUUGGCUGGCAUUCCUCAGAAAGUCAAGUUUACUGUCACUACUGGCCAUUAUACAGUAAAAAACGGGGACAGCCUCCAGCUCAGCAACGUGGAAGCCAUGCUCAUCUUGUGUGGUGCAGAGAAUAGAGCCAUGAUCUAUUCUAACUCAAGAGAGGAGAGCUCCACCGCCCUGCUCCGGAUCCAGUCCUCUGACAAGGUCACAAGCAUCAGUCUGCCUGCCGCGCCUUCAUACCACGUGAUUGAGUUUGAACUGGAGGUUCUGUCUUUGCCAACAGCUCCAACAGCUGUGGAGGGGAACAGUACUCUGGGGACGCCAGAGCCCCACAGGAAACAGAAGGAUACACAGAGAGCUGGCCCCUGCAUGGUCACCACAGAUCACAAGGUGUCCAUCGACUGCCCGUGGUCAAUCUACUCCACUGUCGUUGCCCUGACAUUCAGUGUGCCCUUCCGGACCACGCACUCCCUCCUCUCUGCUGGAACCCGGAAAUAUGUGCAAGUUUGUGUCCAGAACCUGUCAGAACUGGACUUUCAACUCUCAGAUAGUAAUCUGGAAGACAUGGGCCAUGCUGCUGACCUGCGACUGAUACCCCUGAACACACAGUCCCAGCAGAAUAUCCACAGUAAGCAGUCCGUGUUCUUCGUCUGGGAGCUGACGUGGAGCCAGGAGCCUCCCCCUCCCCUGCACUGCCGGUUCUCUGUGGGCUUUUCCCCAGCUUCUGAAGAGCAGCUGGCCAUCUCCUUGAAGCCCUACACUUACGAAUUUCAAGUGGAGAAUUUUUUUACACUGUACACUGUGAGAGCCGAGAUCCUCCCUGCCUCCGGAGCCGGGUACUGUAGGACAGGUUCACUCUGCCCCUUGGAGGUAUCCAUCACGCGGCUUGCCGGCCUCCUGGAGGUGGACAAGGACGAAGCACUUGUGGAGUCAGACGAGUAUUUUUCCACAAAGCUUAUGUACGAAGUCGUGGACAACAGCAGCAACUGGGCCGUGUGUGGGAAGAGCUGUGGUGUCAUCUCCAUGCCUGUGGCUGCCCAGGCCACCCACAGAGUCCACAUGGAAGUGAUGCCUCUCUUUGCGGGUUACCUGCCCCUGCCUGACGUCCGACUGUUUAAGUACCUCCCCCAUCACUCUGCACAUGCCUCACAGCUGGAUGCUGACAGCUGGAUAGAAAACGACAGCCUGUCCGUGGACAAGCACCUGGACGACCAGCUGGACUGCAGCAGCCUGAGGAGCAGAGGCAGCAUGCACUCAGCCUCCAGCAGCGAGCACAAAGGCUUGCCCAUGCCCCGGCUCCAGGCACUGCCCGCCGGCCAGGUCUUCAACUCUAGCACUGGCAUGCAGAUCCUGGUCAUUCCCAGCCAAGAUGACCACGUCCUGGAAAUCAGUGUCACCUGACCACACCGUGGGCAGCAAAGCCACAGAGUGGCCGGGAGUGCACUUUAGGGAUUGUGACUGGCUUGUGGUCUGUGGUAACGUGAUAGCCCUAACCAGACUUUGGUGGUCCUGCCUGGCUCCCAGCUCAGCAGAGAACAGUGUCCUUCAGCUGCUCGGUGGGUUAGAGCGCCACCUCAUGUCGUCUAUGACACAGAUUUUUAUUUUCUCAUCCCUGUCCCUGUGCUGGUGUCCCCAGCUCACCAUGCCGCCCCUCCCCCAGCUCAUCUUUGACCUCCUUGACCUCCACCCACAGCCUCCCCCACUGCUGGCUGCUUGUCCUUCAGGUGGACCUCCCUCAGUUGGUCUUCUUAUGGCACCGUGUGCUCUUCUGGUCACAUACUGCCCAAUUCCUGGACCUGGAGGACUUGUGGAUCUCCUGAGGGGUGAAACACUGUCCUACACUCCAGACCCCUAGUUAUGGUUUUAUAGUAACACCUUUUGGGGCCGGUGGGUAGGGUGGGGUUGAGGGAACAUAACCCCUUCUGUGCCUUGGGAUGCCUGGCAGACCACAAAAUCCAUCCACGUGAAAGGUACUGGAGAGUGAUCUGACCAGGGCAUGUGGUAACGUGGCAUGGAGAUGGUUGAGGAAUAAAUGUUCUGGAUCCUUGAUUCCCCUAAUGUUGAUUGAAUAUCACAUGCACUUGGAAUUAAAUAUAUAUUUAUUUUAAUUGUCAUAUGUGGGGGUGAUACGUUUUCUCUCACUUUAAAGUCCGCUCCUGUAUUGUAGCUGUACAAUUGACAUCUUUUGCACCUUAAGUCUUGGAAGUGAAGACACUCCAUCUCAAGUGAAGAUGAGAGGGUCCCCUGGACUGCUCCAGUCGGGUCGCAGGGAAGGACUCAGGGCUUGGAGGAACCUCUGCUGGUCCACAGUUGCAGUCAUACCAUACCAACGGGUUCAUUUACUUUCAGUUGUAAAUUUAAUUGUACAUAUGGUUGAUUUAUUAUUUUUAAGAGUACAGACUGAUGUAAUGUUUAUGUAUAAGUUGCACCAAAAAUCAAAGACAAAAUAAAUGUGUGUUUGUUUUUAUUGGUGUGGAGGUCCCAGCUUGUAAAUACAUGCUGAGUGUAUUACAUGUCUUCAGCUCUACAAAAGUGAUGCAUUUUUGUACAUAUGAAAUAGAAUGUUCUGGAUUGAUGGCAUGGCUUUCUGGAGUGGAACCUGAGAUGCAGAGCCCUCUUAAGUUGUGUCCAGCCAUCAGGACCAAGCUCUACAGGCUGGACACAGGGAGUCUGCAGGGGCAGAAGCCAGGAGAACCAAGUGGCCAUUCUCGGCAUUCAGUGUCAUUUGGAGAAUAAAGGACAGUGUGAUUUU